Molecule: messenger RNA, 1142 nt
Organism: Equus caballus (horse)
Lineage: Eukaryota; Metazoa; Chordata; Mammalia; Perissodactyla; Equidae
Source: RefSeq, a predicted model, not a curated record
AUGUGCGGCGAGCGGCGGGAGGGGCGGGUCCUUCCGCCCUCUGGGGCGAGCGGCUCGGCUUCGAACGCGGCUCUGAAGGCGCUCGGGCAGCGGGAGGCCUCCGGGGCUGGAGGGCCGCACCGCGCCGAGGGCUCCCACAGGCCUCGCCCGCCGCCCACCCGGGACCCCGGCGGCCCCGCUCGACAGCGGCCCGGGAACGGGGUUACCGUACGCUGCUCCGGAGCUGGCAGGGUUAGGACGCGGCUCCAGCGACCCGAAGCCGGCUCGGCAGCGGCUGCGGCGGCCGCGUCCUUUAUUUUUGCUGCAGCAGCGGCGACUUGUCAAAGGGAACGACGUAAGAGGCGGUGGCAGCGGCGGCAGGCGAGUAUCGCGGGAUUUGGGCGGAACUCUCGCGCAGUCUGGAACCCUCACCCCGCCCCCCAAGCCCCGCGCGGGAGGCGAGAGGGGCUGAGGGUGGAGCGCCGGGGCGAGGUUGUGGGCAGAGGGAAAGAGGGAAAGGGAUUCAAUGGGAGACGGGAGCCUAGGUUCUGGGGACACCCCGUCCCCGCGCAGCCCUCACCUUUCAGCCCUCGCAGAGUCCGGACAGCCCUGUCCGCCCGCGGAGACCGGCCUCUGCCUAUGAGACACAAUUGGGGGCGUUUCACAAAGGGCGGUGAGGAGUGGGGGGGCCUGCCAGCGCCCCCCGGUAUCCUCGUGGACUGCCAGAACCCUGCAGAUGCUGGGGGCUGCCACUCCUCGGUUUUCUUUUCCGCCGAGGAACGCGGAGGUCUUUGUUGAAUGCCUACCAUAAACCAGGAACUGAUUAUACUAAGUUGAGCAAGCUUUACUAUCUGCUCUCAAGGAGCUUAUUGUCUAACUGGAGGAUGCAGAAAAGAAAAUAGAUAAUUAUAACACCAUGUGAAGAGAGUGCAAGUGACAAGGGUAUGAGAGGAAGGAUCCAGAGAGAGGAAGGACAAAGAGCGGAAAUGCUUCUUGGAGAAGGAGGUUUAGGAGGAUGGCACACAUAAUGAGGAUCCAGCUCAUUUCAUGAACAGUGAUUCACAAAUCAACUCCAAAAUAACUUCAACAAAUUGCUCUGUUGUGGGUUGUGAAUUCUGCUUUGUUCUAAUCAAACUCAUAUCUCCUAAACCAUUAGAAAAGUG